Elephantulus edwardii (Cape elephant shrew) is the source of this 1995-nucleotide messenger RNA. RefSeq names its product arachidonate 15-lipoxygenase-like. Gene Ontology annotation, biological process: linoleic acid metabolic process; lipid oxidation. The coding region runs from base 1 to 1995 and encodes 664 amino acids. Gene Ontology annotation, molecular function: arachidonate 15-lipoxygenase activity; protein binding; iron ion binding. Gene Ontology annotation, cellular component: plasma membrane; cytosol. The transcript is spliced from 14 exons. NCBI's taxonomy places the organism in Eukaryota, Metazoa, Chordata, Mammalia, Macroscelidea, Macroscelididae. The record is from RefSeq and is a predicted model, not a curated record.
AUGGGUGUGUACCGCAUCCGCGUGUCCACCGGGUCCUCGCUUCACGCAGGCUCCCUUAACGAGGUGAAGCUGUGGCUGGUGGGCGAGCAUGGGGAGGCAGCUGUCAAGACACGUCUGAGACCGGCAAUUCCAGGCAAGGAAGACGAAAUCAAGGUGGACGUGGCCGAGUACUUGGGGCCGCUGCUGCUCGUGAAACUGCGUAAACGGCGCCUCCUUAAGGAUGACGCCUGGUUUUGCAACUGGAUCUCAGUGCAGGGCCCAGGGAACAGCGACGCUGAGUUGAGGUUCCCUUGUUACCGCUGGGUGGAGGGAGAUGGCAUCCUGAAGCUGCCCGAGGGCAUCGGUCGCACUGUAGUUGACGAUCCUCAAGGUCUGUUCAGGAAAUACAGGGAGGAAGAGCUGGAAGAGAGACGGAAACUGUACAGGUGGGGUAACUGGAAAGAUGGACUUAUCCUCAAUGUGGCUGGCACCAAACUCAGUGACCUCCCUGUUGAUGAGCGGUUCCUGGAGGACAAAAGAAUUGACUUUGAGACUUCACUGGCUAAAGGACUGGCAGACCUCGCUAUCAAAGAUUCUCUAAAUAUUCUGACUUGUUGGAAUGAUCUAGAUGACUUCAACAGGAUUUUCUGGUGUGGCCAAAGCAAGCUUGCUGAACGAGUGCGGGAUUCCUGGAAGGAGGAUGCUUUAUUUGGGUACCAGUUUCUCAAUGGUGCGAACCCCAUGCUUCUCAGACGCUCUGAUCGUCUUCCACAACGUCUGAUGUUCCCCCCAGGGAUGGAGGAGCUGCAGGCCCAGCUGGAGAAGGAACUUCUGGGAGGCACCUUGUUUGAAGCUGACUACUCCUUGCUGGAUGGGAUCAAGGCCAAUGUCAUCCUGUGUAGCCAACAGCACCUGGCAGCCCCUCUGGUCAUGCUGAAGCUUCAGCCUGAUGGGAAACUCUUGCCCAUGGUCAUCCAGCUCCAGCUGCCACGCAUAGGAGGUGCCCCUCCACCCCUUUUUCUGCCCACAGAUCCUGAGAUGGUUUGGCUCUUGGCCAAGUGCUGGGUCCGGAGCUCAGACUUCCAGCUCCAUGAGCUGCAGUCUCAUCUUCUGAGGGGACACUUGAUGGCUGAGGUAUUUACUGUGGCCACCAUGAGAUGUCUGCCAUCGAUCCAUCCUAUCUUCAAGCUUGUCAUUCCUCACCUUCGAUACACCCUGGAAAUUAACGUCCGGGCCAGGUCUGGGCUGGUCUCUGACAUGGGAGUUUUCGACCAGGUGGUGAGCACAGGUGGAGGAGGCCAUGUGGAGCUGCUCAAGCGAGCUGGAGCCUCCCUUACCUAUGGUUCAUUUUGUCCCCCUGAAGACUUGGCUGACCGGGGGCUCCUGGGAGUCAAGUCAUGCUACUAUGGCCAGGAUGCACUGCGUCUCUGGGAGAUCACCUAUCGGUAUGUGGAGGGGAUUGUGAAUCUGCACUAUAAGACGGACUCAGCUGUGAAAGACGACCUCGAGCUGCAGGCCUGGUGUCGGGAGAUCACUGAAAUUGGGCUGCAAGGGGCGCAGGAUCGAGGAUUUCCCAACUCCUUGCAGUCGCGGGAGCAGGCUUGCCACUUUGUCACUAUGUGCAUCUUUACCUGCACUGGCCAGCACUCCUCCAUCCACCUGGGUCAGCUGGAUUGGUUCACUUGGGUCCCUAACACGCCUUGUACAAUGCGGCUGCCCCCACCAACCACCAAGGAUGCAACGCUGAAGACAGUCAUGGCCACGCUGCCCAACGUUCACCAGGCCUCUCUCCAGAUGUCUAUCACUUGGCAACUGGGCAGACGCCAGCCCUACAUGGUGGCUCUGGGCCAGCACAAGGAGGAGUAUUUCUCAGAUCCUGAGCCCAAAGCUGUGCUGACCAAGUUCAGGGAGGAGCUGGCUAUCCUGGAUAAGGAAAUUGAGAGCCGGAAUGAGAAACUGGAAAUGCCCUAUGAAUACCUGCGGCCCAGCCUGGUGGAAAACAGUGUGGCCAUCUGA